Xyrichtys novacula (pearly razorfish) is the source of this 5800-nucleotide messenger RNA. The record is from the annotation of a GenBank genome assembly. Lineage: Eukaryota; Metazoa; Chordata; Actinopteri; Labriformes; Labridae.
GUCCACUGACCAAUCAGAGGCUGACAGGAGUGUGGAGCGGCUGUAGCAGCGUUAGCAGCAUGUUUGUGAAACUUUCUAUUUGUCUAUUAAUCGUCCUUAUUUUCCAGCAUGAUGCGGCCGAAGCGCAGAGGAAGAAAGAGGUACACCAUUUGACACCACGAAGACACGGACAGACUUUAUUUAAGGGACAUAAGUGUUUUUAGAGCAUGUUAAAGUGAGUCCGUGUUAGUAUCAGAGCUAAGCUAGCGGCUAACAGAAACAGCUGAGGAGUGUCAGUGAGGAAAAGUUACAAACAAAAGAAAAACUUUAUUGAUUAAAAAACACUCUGACCACCUUAAAUAAAGUAUUGCACUGAUGUCACGUAGUUAAAUUUGGCAUCUGUGGUCUUGGUGAUCAGUCUUUGUUCAUAUGUUCAAUGAUUCAGGUAAACUCACCUGGUCAACCCACACCUUAUUUUUUUAAUAAAACUUUAUUUAAACAUGUUAGAGUUUAAUUAAAUCUUCAAAACAUUCAUUCGGUUUGCAUGCUUUUAGAUUAAUUAUUCAGAUUUAUGAAUGAGCAACAUUAACUGACAGGUUCAUCAUUGUUUUACACCUGAAUUACAUACCUGAAGUCACACCUGGGAGGGGAAUUUAACACCUGGAUCAUGCACAAACUUAAACAUUUUAACGCUAAAUUAUAAAUUUUAUUAAACAAUUUAAGCCUAGUUUAUCAACAAGUUUCAUGUCUUAAACCUUCAUUGUUCCUUCUGUGUGUGUGUGUGUGUGUGUGUGUGUGUGUGUGUGUGUGUGUGUGUGUGUGUGUGUGUGUGUGUGUGUGUGGCACAGUCCCUGCUGUCAGAGAAAGUGUCUCAAUUGAUGGACUGGACGUCGAAGCGUUCAGUCAUCAGGAUGAAUGGAGAUAAGUUCAGACGCUUUGUUAAAGCUCCACCCAGAAACUACUCCGUGGUCAUCAUGUUCACGGCCCUGCAGCCACAGAGACAGUGUGGAGUGUGCAGGUAAUACCUGGCCCACUGGUACACCGCAUUGAAAUGACAAACAUUGUCAUGAUUUUGAUAAAUAUUUAUGUCUCAGACAAGCUGAUGAGGAGUUCCAGGUGCUGGCUAAUUCCUGGAGAUAUUCCUCUGCCUUCACCAACAAAGUCUUCUUUGCCUCCGUCGACUUUGACGAAGGAUCGGACGUCUUCCAGAUGGUAAGAUUAAUUUCCAAGUCUCUUAAUGCUGAGUAUUUUCUGUGUGACAUACAGAAAUACGGAAAUUACAUAAAACUGCAUAAAAUGUGACUAUAAAUCUAUAUGUAUCAGUAGAGGCCAAGAAGCCAACAGGCUCAUAAAGCGAGAUAAACAUUUAAUCACAACAUAAAAGAGCAACAGGAAAUGCACAAAUAUCUAAGCCAUCAAUCACAGAAACAUAUAUUUGUUAAUAUAGAAAAAAAAUACUCUGUAAAAGUAAAAUACAUAUAUAUAAACAAAAAAACUGACUUUAGCAGUUAAAUCUGAUUAAAGUUUCUGUCAAAAACUUCUGAGGAUGACAAGCUAUGACAUCUGUUUUUGUGUUCCUACAUUUUUAUCUCAUGAUAUCGGAGUAGGAAGUAUGGCUGCUUGGUUACAGAAAGAGAAAGAUGAAGAUAGUCAACCUAUCAGCCAGUUUUCUCAUAAAUCAGUCAGCAGUGUUAGUGAGAAAACACUAAGCAAUGAAAGAUCCUAAUAUGGUUAGAAACUAACCUGUGUUCAGUGCAGGCAGUCCAGCAGAUAAUCUGUCAGUAAAAUAAAGUCAGUCAGUGAGCUAAGAGGGUUAACAGAUCUGCCCCAUAUUCUAAACAGGAUAAUCAGAUUGAAUUUUCAGUUUAUUGAUUGCUGACUUUUUAUUUCUCUUUGUUCAUUCAUUCAUAAUUACAACUCAAUUGGAGUGUAUUGACUGUUUCUGAAUCUCACCGUGUGAAAACAAAAGCUCUAAAUUCUUGUGUGUGUGUGUGUGUGUGUGUGUGUGUGUGUUUCAGCUGAACAUGAACUCUGCUCCCACCUUCCUCCACUUCCCUCCUAAAGGGAAACCUCGGCGUUCUGACACCUAUGAGCUGCAGGUUCGGGGCUUUGCUGCCGAGCAGCUGGCUCGCUGGGUGGCUGACAGGACAGAUGUACAGGUAACACUCACUUGAGUCUUAGCACAGUCUCACAUAGUGAAGAUGAUGGGGAUGGUGACAAUGAUGGAUGGCUCUUCUGUCCCUCAGAUCAGGGUGAUCCGCCCUCCCAACUACGCUGGUCCUCUGCUGCUUGGCUUCCUGCUCGCUGUAAUCGGAGGACUGGCCUACCUGCGCAGACACAAUCUGGAGUUCUUGUUCAACAGAAACAUGUGGGCCUUCUCUGCACUGGUAACACACCCAAAUGCAAACUUUUUACCCCUCCAUCUGCCUAUGAAGUGUGUGUGUAUGUUUCCCCUUUUUCAGUGGAUGUGACUCUGAUUCACUCUCUGUGAUCUGUUUGAUAAAGGACAGAGUGAUAUAGGACUCACCAGUUUUAACACCAGUUACCACAAUGGUUAAUAUGUUGGACAUGUUGAUGUGUGUCUGUUUCAGGGUUUUGUCCUGAUUAUGACUUCAGGUCAGAUGUGGAAUCAUAUUAGAGGACCUCCAUACGCUCACAAGAACCCGAGCACUGGACAAGUGGUAACUCACUGACACACACACCCACUGUUUACGAUAAAACUCACAGUCUUUGUAUCUUACAUGUAUUUAUUUAUGGCCUAAGUGCUAAUUUUGUCUAUGUUUCAGAGUUAUAUCCAUGGCAGCAGUCAGGCUCAGUUUGUGGCUGAGACUCACAUUGUCCUCCUCUUCAGUAUCCUUCAUUGCAUUACUGCUGUAAUACACACAGACACACACAAUGACUGUAGCCCUUCACACACUGGAACUGUGCAUCAGCUCUGCAACGCCUUCAGUAUUUAUCUUGGAAAGGUGUGAUAUUGGUGUCCAAUGUAUAUAUUUAUAUCAAAACUAAAAACAGACAUCGUCACUGUUCUCAUCCUCGAAAUGAUUCUCCUUCAACCUUCGGGGUUUUUAUUUCCCUUUUUAGGUGUUGCUCUUUGACACACAUGAUACAUACUCACACACGUUACAUAUGUUAGUAAUCAUCUGAUUCUCUGCUGGGACACACACAGCCCUCAAAGGGAGCCAACAACUCUCUGCUGGGGUCCUCCUCCUCUUCCUCCUCCUCUUCCUCUUCUCCCUUCUUCUGUCUGUCGUUAGAGUUCAGAGUGACCGGGAAUCCUCAUUGUUAUCAUUACCUGUGUUAUUAUACACCUUUACCUGAGUGUCAGAUGCUGCUGUUACCAUGGGAAUGGUGCUGCUGUGUGAAGCUGCGACCUCUGACCUUGACAUUGGAAAGAGAAAAAGUAAGAGCACACACUUACAUCUUUAAACACACAAACACACAAACACUCCUGAAUCUCUCCUGUCUGAACACCUUCAGAUUUUGCCCCUUCUUGACUGUGUAUAACUGUGUGUUUGUGUCACGUGUGUGUAUAUAUUGUGUAUUGUGUGUGUUUGUGUUUAUUGUGUGUGUGUGUGCCAGUCAUGUGUGUGGCAGGUGUUGGUCUAGUGAUGCUCUUCUUCAGCUGGCUGCUGUCCAUCUUCAGAGCAAAGUAUCAUGGGUACCCAUACAGGUGUGUGUUUUUAAUGUGAAACCUGUGCUGAUUGGCUGAGAUUGUUCCUAGUUUCCCAUUGGCUGACACUCUGUCUCUCUCUCUCUCUCUCUCUCUCUCUCUCUCUCUCUCUCUCUCUCUCUCUCUCUCUCUCUCUCUCUCUCUCUCUCUCUCUCUCUCUCUCUCUCUCUCUCUCUCUCUCUCUCUCUCUCUCUCUCGCUCUCUCUCUCUCUCUGUCUGUCUCUCUCUAUCUCAGCUUCCUGUUGAGUUAAAGUGAUGGCGUCCCUGCAGUUUUACCCUCAGGUUCCCUCAUCUACAGGCAUGUUUCCAUGACAACAUGUCUGUCUGAUCAGCCAUGACUUGCCCUCUGAUGAGCAUGUCAACUCUCUCUCACACACACACACACACACACACACACACACACACACACACACACACACACACCACACACUGUGCCUGAGUAUGGACUGUUUAUCAGUGUGUAUGGCUCUGACUGUUAGUGCCAAACUCUCAUGUCGGUGUGGAUGUCAGUGUGGAUUUUUACAGACUCCUCUUCAGCUCUGAUUGGACUUAACAUCCCUCAGGUCAAUCAAACAUAGCCCCACCCCCAUUCAGCUAUUAUUCCCAUUAAGCCCGCCCCCUACAUGGGACAGAGUUGUUGAUAAAAUCUUCUGUUCAGUACAUUCAGAGAUGAGGAACCACUAAAAAAAAUCAGAGGCUUCCUUUUCUUUCUGUCUCAGGGUUUAAAACAAAAAUAUCAAUCAUUGAUUGUUUUAUUAAAAAACACAUAGACUAAAUGAAUAAAAAGACUGUAGAUGAAUACAUAUAUUCUAUAUUGCAAAAUAAAGACGCAAUUUAUGUGAUGAUAACUGAUCAAUGACUGUUUGGGAAUGAUAGACAAUUUCCCCUCUCACUUAAAAACCGUAACCAUAAAACCCCCCAGGUACCAGGUUAAAAACGUAAGAGACAUUUUUUAAAAAUCUGUCUCCGUAAAUUCAUCAUCUUUGCACACAAAUAACAACCUUUUUUUUUCUAUGGAUUACAACUCAAUACACACGGGUAAUAAAUCAUGGAUCUGCAAGUAAUCCUUUUUUCCCUUGACCUGGCACUUGAAGGGAGUCUGUCCAAAACGGUUCAUGACAGAGAGUUACAUUCAAAAACAUGGAACAAAAAUUUAAACAAGAGCAUUUCGCUUUUGAACUGUGAUUGAUUUUUCUUACCAUGGUGUAUGAAUCAAUAAAUCUUUGUUUUGUUGUGCAAGAUUACAGUCCAGCUCAAGCCAUUUAAGUUCAAUGUUUCUGAGCUUGACCUGUUUUAAUAUUAAAUGAUCAUGUACCUGGAUUGGUCCCGUAUAAUGAUCUCAGAUCAAUCUGGAUCAGAGUGAGAACAGGUGUCAGGGAGAAAAAUAACUUACUGUGGUGUGAGACUGAGUGCUUUAAAUGUUUGUGUUUUAAAUCAGUGUGUACCUGAAGAUAAAUUUGAUUAUUUCUGAUAUUAAAGUGCCUUAACCUCCUUUACCCCAAAGCUCUGUUUUAUUUUUGUUUCUGAGAAAAUAAAAUAAAAUAAGGAGCAAGUAAGGCUGGAUAGAUUUACAUUCAUAGCAACAUUUUCAACUUUACAAUUCAAAGUGCUUCACACAAGACAUUAAAAGAAAAUAGGGGUCAGAAAAACAUGACAUGAAAAUGUUUGAAAGAACAAUUAAAGUCACCAGAAUAAGGCAGUAAAAAUCAAAGUCAACUGAGAAAAGGAAGAGCCCAAAUACAUUUUAAAAAUUAAAGCACAUGGUAGAAUGAUAAGAAUACGAAUGAUAAAUAUUUCUACAUAUUUGAGUGCUCAGCUCAGUGUAACAUCUGUGUGACGUGCACCUGCUGAAGGCAAGGAGUUAUCACAGGACUGAGCUAGAUUUUUAAACCCUGGUGCACACAGUGUAGAGGUCAUUUAGACAUUUAAAGCACAGAUAAUUAGAGGAGAGUCUGGCGUCUAUUAAUGUUUCUCAAAUUUUAUGUUGUAAAUGAAGCUGCAGAGAUACAAAUUUCAGACUUAUUAAAGUCAUAUCUGAUCAGAUCAUCACCAUCGCAUAUUCUUAUUAUAUUCAUAAUAAUAAUGAUAGUAGUAAUCAUCAUCGUAAUAAUGAAUGUUAGUGAAUGAUUAAACUCACACACUCUGUAA